CCAGCAGCACCAGGCUCCUUGCAGCCUCGGGGCACCGGCAGAGACGCGCUGAGCCGGCCGAGGAGACUCAGAGACAAGCGCCUCCCUCAGCAUGGCUGACAACGCCUCCUCCCCCUACGACUACGAUGGCGACUACGAGGACGAGGGCGGCUUGGAGGCCGGCUCCCGGCAGCACGGUGCCGUGCACGUGGUCUCCAUGGUGAUCUACUCUAUCGCCUUCCUGCUGGGGGUGACGGGCAACGGGCUGGUCAUCUUCAUCACCGGCUUCCGGAUGAGGAGAACCGUCAACGCCAUCUGGUACCUCAACCUGGCCGUGGCCGACUUCAUCUUCACCUUCUUCCUCCCCCUCAGCGUGGCCUACGUAGCCCUGGGCUUCCACUGGCCCUUUGGGCUGGCCCUGUGCAAGAUCAACACGGCCGUGGCCUUCCUCAACAUGUUCGCCAGCGUCUUCCUCCUCACCCUCAUCAGCGCCGACCGCUGCGUCACCGUGGCCUGGCCCGUCUGGGCCCAGAACCACCGCUCGCCCCGGCUGGCCUCCCUGAGCUCCCCCUUUCAGGAGAACACCACCCACUGCUACAACAACUACGCCCUGUCCCAUGGCUUCCAGCAGGAGGAGCCGGCUGGGCUGAGGGAGCGCCGGCACCGGGCCAUGGUGCUGACCCGCUUUCUAGCAGGCUUCCUGGUGCCGUUCGCCAUCAUCCUCGCCUGCUACGUGGGCAUAUGGGCCAAGCUGAGGCGGAACCGGCUGACCCGCUCCGGCAGACCCUACAAGAUCAUGGUGGCCGUGGUGGCGGCAUUCUUCCUUUGCUGCUCCUUCCGGGAGGUGUCAGCCCCGCCAACGGCACCCCCGUUCCAGUCGCUGCUGGCGGUGGGGAUCCCGCUGGCCUCCGGCCUGGCCUAUCUCAACAGCUGCCUCAACCCCCUCCUCUAUGUCUUCGUGGGCCGGGAUUUCCGGGAGAAGCUCCGGAGCUCGGUGCUGUCGGCCUUCGAGAGCGCCUUCAGCGAGGUCUCCGGCCAGCCCCCUCCCCCCGUUGGCAAGGGCAAGGCCAGCGCCGAGACCCAGUGGCACCUGCUGGAGAGGGGGUCGGCUGGCUCAGGGGCAAAGGGCCACAGGGCCAUUCCUCUCUAAGGGUAUGUCUACACUAGCUCCCUAGUUCGAACUAG
Molecule: messenger RNA, 1164 nt
Organism: Pelodiscus sinensis (Chinese soft-shelled turtle)
Lineage: Eukaryota; Metazoa; Chordata; Testudines; Trionychidae
Source: RefSeq, a predicted model, not a curated record